Molecule: messenger RNA, 509 nt
Organism: Poecilia latipinna (sailfin molly)
Lineage: Eukaryota; Metazoa; Chordata; Actinopteri; Cyprinodontiformes; Poeciliidae
Gene: hmgn6
Product: high mobility group nucleosome binding domain 6
Exons: 6
Coding region: 140-433 (97 amino acids)
Biological process (GO): chromatin organization
Cellular component (GO): nucleus; chromatin
Molecular function (GO): nucleosomal DNA binding
Source: RefSeq, a predicted model, not a curated record
UUCAACCACUCGCCUCUCUGUUCCAGUGUGUUUACUACACUGCCGAGCAUAAGGGGAGACACUCGUCUUCACAUGCACUGAACCCACUAAGAAAACCAGUUUUUAGUUGUAUUCGUAAGGAAACCUCCAAGAGAUCAACAUGCCCAAGAGAAAGGCACAGGGAACAGAAGGAGGAGAUAAGGAGGAGCCCCAGAGGAGAUCAGCUCGGUUAUCGGCGAAACCAGCUCCUCCCAAGCCGGAGCCAAAGGUGAAGAAGGCGGCAAAGAAAGAAAAGGCGGUGAACGACAAGAAGGAGGACAAGAAGACCAAGAAGGCAAAGGAGAACGCCGAGGCAGAGGCCAACGAGGAGAACCACUCUGAGAAUGGAGAGGCCAAGACCAACGAGGUGGAGGCAGCCCCCGAGGAGGCCAAGGAGGAGGCCAAGUCCGAGUAGCACCACUGCCCCCCCCCAACCUUCUCCCCUGACCUCCGACCCCUCCAGAUUCCUCCUCCUACUCUACAUCCACCUC